AAUUUGAUAAAUUGUUGUCAAAACUGUUCAACAUAUUUUAUCAAAAUUUAAAUUUUAAGAUAAUAUUCUUAGUCACUUAUGAUGUUUACUAAAAUGUUUGCUUGGACUUUUUAAACGGCUUAGAGUUUCUGGUACCUCUGAUAAAACAUGUUUACAAAAUCUCUUUUCGGAUUUUUUUGGUAAAUAGCCUUCAUAAGCCGUUGACAGUCGGCUAACCAUUUGCUUUCGUUACCACUGCGAAAACUCGCUUUAUGUUAUCAAAACCGAUUCUCUUUCAAAAAUGAUAAGCCCUCAAAUUUUCUCUCGAAAACGGUACGAUUGAUUUUUGAAAAUAAGUGCACCUUUCAAUUUCCAUAGAAACUCGACUUAAUUGUGGUUUUUUGCACAAUCGUUAAUUUUAUGAAACUAAAACAAUCAACUUAUUGUCAAAAAUGACAAAAGAUUCCGAGCUGUAUCAACAUAAUUUGUGUAACGGAGCAGUGUGAUGAUCAAUAAUAAUGACCAUUCUCAAUUAUUGCCUUACUCAAAUGUAUAGCAGUUGUAAAUGAUUUUGUAAAUUACUUACAUUAUAUUAUACUAAAUAAAUAUCAUCGAUAGUGGUCACUUCAAGUAAUGUGCAAAAUACGGACCAUUUCAAACAACAAAAAGCAUAAUAUAUAUUUUUAAGAAAUAGGCAUUGAGUUAAUAAAUUACAUUAGUUAUUCAAGAAAUAUGUAUCAUACAAAAUACUUAUUUAGCGGUAAAAUAAAUAUCUUUCUACAGAAAAAUAUUUACCAGAGAUUAAUUUCAAGGGACUUGAGCAUAUUGUCAGUUAACAAAAAGAAAAAUAUACUUACAAAACUAUAUAAAUUUACAGUUGCAAAAACUGUAGACGAUAAAGAAAUUGUGAAAGAACAUAAAUACGCGUCUGGAUUUCACAAUUUUUCAAAUGUUAAUUUAUAUACCUCUCGUACUCACACGUGUAACCAACUAAGAAUUGAAGACUCUGGAAAAUCAGUUAUUCUUUGUGGUUGGGUAGAAUAUAUACGGUUGAAUCGUUUUAUAAUUUUAAGAGAUGGCUAUGGUUCAACACAACUCAUUAUUCCUGAAAAGACAAGCAUUGAAUUUAAUGAUUUUAUUAAAAAAAUACCACUAGAAUCAGUUUUGAUGUGCCACGGUUGUGUAAAAUUAAGACCCGUUGAUGAAAUAAACAAAAAUCAAGCAACGGGAAUGAUCGAAGUAAUUGUCGAUAAAUUACAGCUACUUAAUGCUGUUGAUACAAAAUUACCAUUUCAACUACGGAAAUUUAAUAAGGCCAAUGAAUCGUUAAGAUUAAAAUAUCGUUAUGUUGAUUUGCGAUAUCCUGAAAUGCAAUAUAAUUUGCGUCUAAGAUCAAAGUUGUUGAUGAAAAUGAGAGAAUUCCUAAUUAAUCAGCGAGAAUUUGUCGAAGUAGAAACUCCUACAUUGUUCAAAAAGACUCAUGGUGGAGCACAAGAGUUUAUUGUACCCACUCACGAAAAAGGAAAAUGUUAUUCAUUGGUUCAAAGCCCUCAGCAAUUAAAACAAAUGUUGAUGGUUGGUUCCAUAGAUAGAUAUUUUCAAGUAGCAAAAUGUUACAGAGAUGAAGGUGCCAAAUCUGAUAGACAGCCAGAAUUCACUCAACUGGAUAUUGAAAUGUCAUUUACUGACCAAAAUGGAGUCAUGUUACUCAUUGAAGAGUUGUUAUCAUUUAUUUGGCCGUUAGAAUUGGGAAAAAUAAAUAUACCAUUUCCUCGAAUGUCGUAUGAGGAAGCAAUGCUAACAUAUGGUAGUGAUAAACCAGAUAUCGGACGUAAUACAAAAAUUUCAAAUUGGACUAAGUACAUAUCAAAUGCAUCAAAUGAAGUUUUUGCACUUGUUUUAAAAAAUUCUGAAAAUAAAUUGACAAAGAGACAAAUAAAUGAUUUAAAAACAUUAAUAUCCACCAAUUACUCAGAUGUUAAAUUCAGUCUCUUAAAUAUAAAAUCAAUAAAAACAUUCAAAGAAAAUCUUCUAAAAAUGUUCAAUGGGAUUGACGCAGCAGCUGUACUAGAUGCUGAAAGUAUAUCGGAACAUGAUUUAGUAGCUAUUGCUUGUGGUUCAAAAUAUAAAGCUCUAUCAGCAUUGGGUAAAAUAAACGAGUAUUUCAAAGUGGAUAAUUCAUGUGAUGUUCCUUGGCGUUUUGUUUGGAUAGUUGAUUUUCCGUUAUUUGAAAUAGAUUCUAAUCAUAUUCAAUCUGUUCAUCAUCCAUUCACUCAACCACAAACAGAAAUUACUCCUGACAACUUAUUAGAGGUUAAAGGGUUCCAUUAUGAUUUAGUAUUGAAUGGAAAUGAGGUAGGAGGAGGUUCAAUUCGUAUACACGAUGCCAAUCUACAAACUAAAGUUAUCGAAUCAAUUUUAAAUAUACCUAUAGAUACUAUUUCUCAUCUAGUUGAAGCAUUAAAGUCUGGUUGUCCUCCACAUGGAGGAAUAGCUUUAGGUGUUGAUAGAUUACUAUCAAUUUUGUGUAAUACAAAUAGCAUUCGUGAUGUUAUUGCUUUUCCUAAAACUUUUGAAGGAAAAGACCUCUUGACUGGAGCUCCAACAGAAAUCACUACAGAAGAUAUGAAAAGAUAUCAUUUAAAAUUUGACAAUAUAAAAUAACCAAAUAUUAAUAAUAAUCAUAA
Molecule: messenger RNA, 2666 nt
Organism: Rhopalosiphum padi (bird cherry-oat aphid)
Lineage: Eukaryota; Metazoa; Arthropoda; Insecta; Hemiptera; Aphididae
Gene: AspRS-m
Product: aspartate--tRNA ligase, mitochondrial
Exons: 14
Coding region: 712-2643 (643 amino acids)
Biological process (GO): aspartyl-tRNA aminoacylation
Cellular component (GO): cytoplasm; mitochondrion
Molecular function (GO): aspartate-tRNA ligase activity; ATP binding; nucleic acid binding
Source: RefSeq, a predicted model, not a curated record